AUGUUGGUCACACUCUUGCGGACGAUCCGGACAGCCAUGGUGGCUGCCACCACGGUGACCGCCGCUAUGGUGGCCGCCUCCAUGGUGACCGCCGUCGUGGUGUUUGUGGUGACCCAAGGCGAUUGCAAGUGCCUGUUCCGGCGAGAUGGCAGUGGCCAAAGGGACGAGAGCAAAAACGGAGAGCAGCUUGAUGAGGUUCAUCUUGCCGGUGGAGAGGAGGUGAUUGAGACGGUUGCUGAAGUUGAAUGGGUAUUGGACUAUUUAUUAUGGCUGUGGUGGUCACGAUGA
Aspergillus thermomutatus is the source of this 288-nucleotide messenger RNA. RefSeq lists its product as uncharacterized. NCBI's taxonomy places the organism in Eukaryota, Fungi, Ascomycota, Eurotiomycetes, Eurotiales, Aspergillaceae. The record is from RefSeq and is a predicted model, not a curated record. The coding region runs from base 1 to 288 and encodes 95 amino acids. The transcript has a single exon.